CGCAUAUACUAAUAAUAAUUAGUAACCAUUUCGUUUGUGCUCUCGAAAGAGAUAGCAAAAGGAGUUGAAAGUGGGUGUCGAUCGUCAACAGUAUGAUGAAGCUAAUUUCUCCAUUUCGUGUAGUAUUGGCACUUCUCUUGGCAUCUCAAUGCGUAGUGUCUCAACUUCAAGUUGGAUUCUACGCGAAUAAAUGCCCGUUAGCCGAGUUCAUUGUUAAGGAUGAGGUUAAGAAAGCUUUCUUCAAGGACAAAGGCAUUGCUCCCGGACUUGUGAGGGUGCACUUCCACGACUGCUUUGUCAGGGGUUGUGACGGGUCGGUCCUGAUUGAUUCCACUCCCUCGAACACGGCCGAGAAGGAUUCUCCACCAAACAAUCCCAGCCUGCGAGGAUUCGAGGUCAUCGACAAUGCCAAGGCUCGACUAGAAGCUGCGUGCAAGGGAGUUGUCUCGUGUGCUGAUAUCCUAGCAUUUGCAGCAAGGGACAGUGUCGAAAUUACAGGAGGCUUCAGCUAUGCGGUCCCAGCAGGAAGGAGAGACGGGAGGGUAUCGGUUGCAUCAGAGGCAUUGGCAAACUUACCUCCACCGUCUUUAAAUGUCGACCAACUCACACAAAGCUUUGCCAGCAAAGGUUUCACUCAAGAAGAAAUGGUCACCCUCUCUGGGGCCCAUACAAUUGGCCGGUCUCAUUGCACUUCAUUCCGCAAUAGGUUGUAUAGCUUCAAUGCUACAAUGAGCCAAGACCCGACCUUAGACCCAAGGUAUGCGGCCACCUUGAAACAGCAGUGCCCGCAAAACAGUAAUGACCCGAACCUCGUGGUCCCCAUGACACUCAGCCCAGCAACCACCGACGUUGGAUACUACCUUGACAUCCUCCUUAACAAGGGACUUUUCACAUCCGACCAGACCUUACUGACAAAUUCCGCGACUGCUAACCAAGUAAUCCAAAAUGCGAGGAAUCCGUUGCUCUGGAAGAGAAACUUUGCUGCUGCUAUGGUGAAGAUGAGCAAGCUCAAUGUGUUGAUGGGCAAUGCUGGCGAGAUACGGAUGAAUUGUCGGGUAAUUAAUUAAAGGCGCUGGCUAAAUCAGGGAGUGAGGAUUUGGUUUACUUAACACGUUUGAUUGCUUGAUCUAGGCUUCGUCUUGAUGUUCUUUUUUCUAUAUUCUAUUUCCCAUAACUAUCGAAUGCAUUUCAUUAAACUGUGAACUAAGCAAGCAAAAGCUUCACCGCGGCACUGUAGUAUUUGAUCAAUUGUCAAAAGUUAUUAUCAAAAGUAACUUGGGAGUGUUAUUGAUA
Messenger RNA from Punica granatum (pomegranate), 1293 nucleotides. NCBI's taxonomy places the organism in Eukaryota, Viridiplantae, Streptophyta, Magnoliopsida, Myrtales, Lythraceae. The record is from RefSeq and is a predicted model, not a curated record.